Molecule: messenger RNA, 3173 nt
Organism: Sapajus apella (tufted capuchin)
Lineage: Eukaryota; Metazoa; Chordata; Mammalia; Primates; Cebidae
Gene: MTX3
Product: metaxin 3
Exons: 9
Coding region: 33-971 (312 amino acids)
Biological process (GO): mitochondrion organization
Cellular component (GO): SAM complex
Source: RefSeq, a predicted model, not a curated record
CUUCCGGGAUAGUAAAGGUCGACCCCCGCAAGAUGGCGGCCCCCUUGGAGCUCAGUUGCUGGGGAGGCGGCUGGGGGCUCCCAUCGGUUCACAGCGAGUCCCUGGUGGUGAUGGCUUAUGCCAAAUUUUCUGGUGCACCCUUGAAAGUCAAUGUGAUAGAUAACACCUGGAGAGGUUCAAGAGGCGAUGUACCAAUUUUGACAACUGAAGACAACAUUGUUUCUCAGCCAGCAAAAAUACUAAACUUUUUAAGAAAACAGAAAUAUAAUGCUGAUUAUGAACUCUCAGCAAAACAAGGGGCAGAUACAUUGGCUUAUAUUGCUCUCCUCGAAGAGAAGCUUCUCCCUGCAGUGCUUCACACAUUCUGGGUUGAGAGUGACAAUUACUUUACUGUGACAAAGCCAUGGUUUGCUUCACAAAUUCCUUUUCCUUUGAGCUUGAUUCUACCUGGAAGAAUGUCUAGGGGAGCACUAAACAGGAUCCUCCUGACCAGAGGACAGCCUCCCCUUUACCACCUCCGAGAAGUGGAAGCACAGAUAUACAGAGAUGCCAAGGAGUGCCUAAAUCUUCUAUCAAACAGAUUGGGAACAUCUCAGUUUUUCUUUGGAAAUACGCCUUCUACCUUGGAUGCCUAUGUUUUUGGUUUUCUUGCACCUCUUUACAAAGUACGGUUUCCUAAAAUUCAGCUACAAGAACAUCUGAAACAGCUCUCCAACCUCUGUCGCUUUUGUGAUGACAUCCUGAGCAGUUAUUUUAGGAUUAGUCUUGGAGGCAUCUCUCCAGCUGGACAAGAUAUGGUAGAUGCAAAUCUGCAGAAACUCACACAACUUGUAAAUAAGGAAUCCAACUUGAUUGAAAAGAUGGAUGACAAUCUUCGCCAAAGCCCUCAGCUUCCUCCUCGGAAACUGCCAACACUUAAACUGACUCCAGCAGAAGAAGAAAAUAAUUCCUUCCAACGGCUUUCACCCUGACAGUACUCAUGCUUUGUGGCCAAAGCCAAACGAUUGUUGCAGUAAUCUCUUACACCUAGUGUGUGAAGGCAAAAGCAAGCUUAGGUAUUAAGGAAGACUCUAAACCAAAAGGAACUUUCUAUGACAUCUAUUUUUAUUAUUAAUAUUAUUAUUAAGAAGCUUGUAUUCUAGCUUGGCAGUGCAUUUUAAAUAACAUCAGUUAAUGCUAAAUGAACUUGGUGGGUGGGGGGAAGAAAAACAUAUUGUACUGUAUACAAAAAAACUGCCUUAUUCAUGGCAGAUUUUUGCCUUUGGUUCACAUGUUGCUGACCAAAAGCUACAAUUCUGUUCUCAAUGUGCACUCCUAAUUUAUUUGAGUUAAUUUAUUCAGUUUAUUAACUUAGUUUUCUUAGAUCAGGCUGAAUACCUAAUAUGUGGCUCUUUGGCUGAGGCUUUUUACUUCUGUUUAGAAAUUUGAUGCCUAUUUUAGGAACCAGAAAAAGAUAAAUUGCUUCAGUAGAAGAGACCAUAUUUAACUUUAAAAAGUGAUAAGGAAUGUGCUUUUUAAUUACGCUCUCACAAGUCUAAUCUUUUGGGGGUUUAGUAGCACUUAGAUAAAUAUUAGAGGUGGUUACAUAUAAUAACAUCUGAUAAUAUGCACUUCAGUAUAACAUUGGUCUUUGCUGAUGUGUUCAAUAUGGGUUAAGAUGGGUUCUUUUAGUUUUCUUGGGCAAAUGUGACAGUUUUAGACUUAUGUCUUUGUAGUAAAUCUUUAGUUGUCUUUCUUGUGUUAAUUCCAGGAGAGCUGAACGUAGUGGUCAUCGUUACUAUGCUAAGCUGUAACAUGUUUCUGAAAUUGCUCAAUUGCUAGACACUAUUCAGGAGGAGCCCAUAGCCAGGGUAGUAGAAAUACUGUGCAUCUGGUCCAAGUUCUCUAAUCUUGGCCCAGGCUAAUAUUUUUCAUAAGAUGCAUAUCAUGUAGUCAAAAGCUUUCUGACAACUAAUUAUUUUCCGUAUGUCAUAUGUUUCACCUACAGUUGAAGAAUACAAAGGAACAAUCAGAAAUUGCAGCUUUUAAAGAAUAUUUUCUAUUUAUUGGUUGCUGAACUGUUAAAAGACGUGCUGGGGUAAUUUUACUUAUAAUAGAAACUUGCUUAUUUUAGUGGUUGAGAUGCUUCUGUUGUCCUAAAACCACUUCUGAGGUUUUUAAAAUACAGAACUAUGUUUUGGAUUAAUGUCUUAAAAGAUUACUAUGGUGCUUAGCCAAUCUUAUCAAGUCCUGCAGAAGCCCAUAUGUUAAGAAAAUGAGCUUUGUAGUCAAAAAACUCAUCUAAUUUAAGCUGAGUAGAGCUCAGCUGUGUUUGACCCACAUCCUUUCAAUUUGUUCUGUAUUUAGGUAGCUAUUUAUACAGGACUCCUUAAGUCAUUGUAAAUAUUUUUUCUUGAAAAGUUUAACCAAAUGAGAAAUAAGGUAGUCUUCAAAACGUUGGUCAUCUGUUUGGAUGUAUUUAGGGAAAGUACCUCAUGAGAUGCACAUUACUUCUACAACGGUGUGUGUGUGUGCGUGUGUAUGUGUGUGUUUCAGUCAUCUUCAAAGGCAGAUUAUUAGAUUCCAGCAGCCUGAAAUCUAAAUAGUUUAUAUUGGAAAUCAUGACUUGGAGACUUUAUUGUUCUCUAGGAUGGAUGUAUAUUGGAGAAGGGUGGUUAGCACGUUCAUUAGACAUCUGUUUAUGCUUUGAUCAGAGCCAGUCAUUUUUAAUUAUGAUUUAUAUCAGACCCUCCAAAAGUAUUUGAGGUAUAUUACAGUUAUAAUGUACAUUACAUGUAUAUUACAAGUAUAUUACAUGUAAACAGAACAAUUAUUUAAAAUUUUUAAAUUUUAAGGAAUUUUAAAAAAUUAAAAGUUUAAAUUAAAAAUUUGUAGAGGAUAGAACUAUGUCAGCACUGACAGAUUCUAAAAUUAAGUGAUAAAUUUAACUCCAAGUUUCUCCAUGGGCAAAGUCAAAAGAUAAUGCUAGGUUAUGUCAGUUUUUCUUUUAAUAUAACCACUGAUGUCCAUUAGGAAGAAAAAUGUGUUUCAAGUUUUACAAGAACAGGGAGCCCAUGUUCUUCUGAUAUGUAGACUUUGAUAAAGAAGCAUACUGUAAUGUUUCAUGAAUCAAAAUUUUAAUCAGAGGAGGUCAUUUUAGAAUAACAAGUAUUUGUCUUUUUUAGUAGAGGGAA